Messenger RNA from Aspergillus brunneoviolaceus CBS 621.78, 801 nucleotides. Its product is annotated as SDR family oxidoreductase. Gene Ontology annotation, cellular component: cytosol. The record is from RefSeq and is a predicted model, not a curated record. Gene Ontology annotation, molecular function: oxidoreductase activity. Lineage: Eukaryota; Fungi; Ascomycota; Eurotiomycetes; Eurotiales; Aspergillaceae. The transcript has 6 exons. Bases 1 to 801 code for a protein of 266 amino acids.
AUGUCGCUGCAAGGACUUAAUGUGCUCAUUACUGGAGCUUCAAUGGGCAUUGGCGAGGCGAUUGCCAAUUCAGUAGCAGAACAGGGUGCCAAUUUGAUUCUGUUUGCACGGUCGGAAGACAAACUCCAAGCCCUCGCGAGCAGGAUCAAGGAACAACACCCAGGUGUCAAGAUCACCAGCAAAGCAGUCGACAUCCAAUCUUACGAAGCAGUCGAGUCCGCGGUGAAAUCCAGUUCCCAGGAGCUUAAUCAGAUCGACAUUCUCAUCAACAAUGCCGGCCUCGCCCUCGGCGCCCCCGCGCCCUUCCACGAGCUCAAAAUCGCCGACAUCCUCACCAUGAACCACACCAACAUCAACGGCUGGAUGUUCGUCACGCACGCCGUGCUGAACGCCUCCAUGAUCCCCCGCAAAGCCGGCACGAUCCUCAACAUCACCUCCGUCACGGGGCUGGAGGUCCCGCCCUUCUCUGGGGAGUGCGUCUACCACACCAACAAGGCCGCGCAGGAGGGGUUCACGAACGCGCUCCGCAAUGAACUGAGUGGCACGAACAUCCGGGUGCUGGCGCUGCGGCCGGGGUGUGUGGCCACGAAUUUCCACUCGCUGCGCGUGGGGCAUGAUAAGGAGAUGUACGAUCAGUUUUUCGAGGGGUAUCAGCCUCUGGUGUCGGAGGAUAUUGCACGCGCAGCGGUGUUCAUGUUGCAGCAGCCGGUGCAUGCGUCGGUUAAGGCGCUGGAUAUUGUUCCGUCGGCUCAACGGUCGCUGAAUGUGUUUGAUCGGGAAUGGAAUCAGAGGAAUGCUUGA